Molecule: messenger RNA, 3475 nt
Organism: Lycium ferocissimum
Lineage: Eukaryota; Viridiplantae; Streptophyta; Magnoliopsida; Solanales; Solanaceae
Exons: 9
Coding region: 149-3052 (967 amino acids)
Biological process (GO): chloroplast organization
Cellular component (GO): chloroplast outer membrane
Source: RefSeq, a predicted model, not a curated record
CUCUCUUGGAAACAAAGGAGAAAAAAGGAAGCUUGUCCAUGGGGAUCAUUUCUACAACCUUCAGAGGCUUAAUUCUACUAAUUUUUUGAGUUUUUAAGGAGGAAAAAAAAAACAUUUUUCUCUCAUUAUUUGAGUGUUGAAAAUUUGAAUGUUCUUCAUCAUCUUUUUCCUCCUACAUUGUUUGAAUUUCAUCUAUUCAUUUAUUGUUGCUGCUCAACAAUUUUUUUCUUCAGAAAAAUCUUGGUUUCUAAUUUUCAUAACCAACAAAGGUGCAUUUUUUAUUAGAACUUGUUAUUAUAAUUGGUUGCAAAUGCAAUCAGGGGAAUGUCCUGUUGUGGCUCCUCAUUUCCCCCCCGGGAAACUCUCUACAUUUGAGGAAAAUGACAUGCAUGAAACCGGAAAAACAUCCUCCAUAAUAGUAUCAAAAAGUUCUAAUGCAAGUGCAACAAAAGGCUCCAGAGUUCACAAUUCAUGUGGGGUGGCGGACAACUUUGUAAUAAUGACAGCCCUCAGGAGCAAGACCCUCACCUUGAGAGACUUGCUUGACCUAUCGCCUUGUUUUGGCUCUGCAUCUGUAAAUGAGCUACUGAUAUUGACCUUGAAGGAUCUACAUAAAAUGUACCCUUCCAUCACUCCGGAUAUUCCAUUGUCCAAUAUUGAUGGAGCAGGAAUGGAUCAGGCACUACAAUGCUUUUGUGAUACUCUAAAAUCAAUCGGGGCAAUAUGGACGCGUGAUGAUGAAUUCAUAAUGAGAUUGAAUGAGGAAUACAGUCAACUACAUAACGAUCUAAGGCGUUAUGGAUUGGUAUUGCUUGAUGAGAUGAUUAAGCUAGCCACUGAAAGGGUGUUUGAUUUGAUGGACGAGGAUGACCAGACAAGAGAUGAAAGUUCUCCAUCGGACGCAUUAGGCAGGGCUCAGUCGGAGACUCACUCGAGCAACGGGUCCUCCCUCUCAAGCCCUCCACCUACGCCAACUUCAGUCCUCUCCGAGCUAGUAACUAGUGCUUCACAGAAGAGUAAACUCAAGGUUCAAGAAACUGAGAAGCUGAACCCUAUUGAUGUACAACGCCUCUAUUUCAACUUGCUCCCUUAUGCAAUAGCUCAAGAUCCAAAUUAUGUUGUUCAGCUAACAACCAACUUUAGUGAACAAAAAUCAGAAAUACAAGCAAAGCUAGGUUCUGAAGUGAAAGCAGGGGAUGAUUAUGAAUUUGGCCAAGAUUUUGAAAUGCUGGACUCACCAGAUAUUCUACUCGCUGAUAUGGACAAUGUAUCAGAAAAUAGAGGAACAUCCACAUUAUCUUCAAAUGUCAUAAAGUCACCACCUUUGACAUCAAGAAACAUAGUAACACCUCCGUCUCCACCCCCACCACCACCAAUGACAUCAAGAAACAUAGUAACACCUCCGCCUCCACCCCCACCGCAUCCCAUGAUGGCGCCUGAACCACCUACGUCGCCACCAAAGGCAACAACAAAUAUAGUAACAACACUUCCACCUCCACCACCUCCCAUGACAUCCAGAAAUGUAAUAGCACCUCCGUCUCCACCACCACCCCCAUCACAUCCCAUGAUGGUGCCUCCACCACCUCCAUCACAACCUAAGACAACAGAAAAUAUAAUAACACUUCCACCUCCUCCACCCCCGCCUCCAUCGCAACCUAAGACAACGACAAAAAUAAUAACACUUCCACCUCCUCCACCGCCACCUCCAUCGCUACCUAAGACAAAAACAAAUAUACUAACACUUCCACCUCCUCCACCACCACCUAAGACAACAACAAAUAUAAUAACACUUCCACCUCCUCCACCACCACCUUCAUCGCCACUCAAGACAACAUCAAAUAUAAUAACAGUCCCACCUCCUCCACCGCCACCUCCAUCGCCACUUAAUACAACAUCAAAUAUAAUAACAAUUCCACCUCCUCCACCGCCACCUCCAUCGCCACCUAAGAAAACAACAAAUAUAGUAACACUUCCACCUCAUCCACCGCCACCUCCCAUGACAUCCAGAAGUGUAAUAUCACCUCCGCCUCCACCACCACCUACCAUCGGAUCAAAGGGUAUGACACCUCCACCCCCACCUCCACCGAUGGCUUCAAAUGGAGGUGUGCCAGCACCACCUCCACCCAUGCCAAUGGGAAAAAGACCUGCACCUCCACCACCACUAGGGUUUAUGGGUGUGUUACGAGUUAAGAGAGCAGCCACUAAAUUGAAAAGAUCAACCCAAAUGGGUAAUCUUUAUCGACUUCUCAAGAACCAACUUGAAGGCUCUAGUUUAGAUAGUAAAUCAUAUCACCGAAUGGGAAAAGUUGGUAACUCAGCAGGAGGUAAACAGGGAAUGGCUGAUGCAUUAGCAGAGAUGACAAAGAGGUCAGCAUAUUUCCAUCAAAUUGAAGAGGAUGUUAAAAAUUACGCUAAAACAAUCAAGGAGAUAAGCACAGCCAUUGCUUCUUUUAAAACUUCAGAUAUGUCCGAGCUCAUUAAAUUCCACGACUAUGUAGAAUCUCACCUUGAGAAAUUAACUGAUGAAUCGCAGGUGCUAGCAAGAUUCGAAGAUUUUCCUACCAAAAAGUUGGAAGAACUGAGGAUGGCAGCAGCAUUAUAUUCCAAGUUAGACACAAUCGCCACUACUCUGAAAAAUUGGCCGAUAGUCUCACCUGUUGGCGAACACCUUGACAAAGCUGAGAGCUACUUUAACAAGAUGAAAGUAGAAAUCGACACACUGGAACGAACAAAAGACGAGGAGGCCAAGAAAUUUAUAAGCCAUAACAUUCAUUUUGAUUUCGGCAUCCUCGUGCGUAUCAAAGAGUUAAUGGUUGACAUUUCCUCAAACUGCAUGGAACUUGUCAUGAAGGAGAGGAGAGAAGAAGAGACAAGGGAAGACAGAAGAGGUGGAUCGAAAAAUGAUGGGCGCAAAAAGGAAUCACGUAAACAGCUAUGGAAGGCCUUCCAGUUCGCGUUCAGAGUCUAUAGUUUUGCAGGUGGGCAAGAUGACCGCGCUGACAAGUUGACAAAGGAAUUGGCUCAAGAGAUCCAAACAUAUCCUAAUCAAUAGACAUAUAGUUAUGCCCAGAGGCAGAUGGAGCUUUUGAACGAUCGGUUUGACAAACUGAACCUAAUAUUUUUGACAACAACAACAACAUACCCAAGAUAAUCCCACCAAGUGUGGUCUGAGGAGGGUAGAGCUUUCGACAUGGAAUAUAAAUAUUUACUGGAAAAAAAAACUAAAAUUCAAGAAAUAUUAGAUUUUAAACGCAUAAUUUUAGAAGUACAGCGAGUUCAGUGGUUAAAAUAUCAAUUUUGUUUAGACUGCUAGUGGAAUUGAGCAAAACUCUAUGCUUAUGAUAUACGUCCCAUCUUAGUAACUGUUUUGUAGCGUGUUAGUAGCAUCAGAUUGUCUAUUCUUUUGUAAUGAAAUUAUAAGAGAGACUUGUAACUUCAGUAUUUGCCUAGUUUCUGCAAGAUAUAUUCUUUUCUA